This is a messenger RNA of Pelagomonas calceolata, 1699 nucleotides long. The record is from the annotation of a GenBank genome assembly. Lineage: Eukaryota; Pelagophyceae; Pelagomonadales; Pelagomonadaceae.
GGCGCCGGUUUGCGGAGCCUGUCAGCCGCUUACCGUUGAGCACGAGGUCGCUGGUUGACCGCUGCGACGCUGCGAAGUCUUCGUCCGAGCGGUGCGGCUCAAACAUGCUCCUGCAGCACCAGCUGGUGUUUGACCUGCUGGUGGACACCAACCUAAUCGAUGGCACCGGUCUCGCCAGGGUAUUUCGUACGAGUCGCACCGGCCUCGCGUGGGCUGCACGCGCUGCGGCGCGGCGUAUCAAAGCGCCGAAGAACGCUGACGACGGCACGACGCCGUGCCGCGGCGCACUUGUCGACAGUGCGGCAUUUUUAGACAUAGCGGGCGUCGCCGCGGCCUGCGGUGCCCACGUCGUCGCGGCGGACGCGCGCGGCGCGAUUGCGUGCGGUCGCGGAGGCCAAGGCCAGCGCGGCGUCUGGAGCGUCGGCGAUUCCUCCAACGUCGAGGCGGUUCGCUGGGGCCGCGAAUUCUCUACGCCGCCGCGCGUCGCGCAGCUGUCAGUCGGCAGGGACUUUACGGUGUUCGUCAUCGGUGGCGGCGUGGCAUACGGCUGCGGCAACGGGGAGCAGGGCCAGCUUGGGACCGCGCCAGCGCCCAUUCGGUCGUGCUCGACGCCGCGGCAGAUUCCCGAGCUGAGGACGCGCGUGUGGAGGUGCGCGGCGGGGGUCGACUAUUCGCUGUGGAUCGUCGGCGACGACCGAGCGGUUGUCGGUCUAGGGGCGAACAACCACGGCCAGCUCGGGACCGGCGACUACACCGCAAGGACAACCUCCGUGCAGCGCUGUCGCGUGGGCCUCGAGGACGGCCCGGCGCGGCGUUGGAAGCCCGGCGAUGGCGUCGGCGCGGAGCUCAUCGGCGUCACGUGCAUCGCCGCGGGAGUGAAUCACGCUCUCGCUGUCGCCGGAGGAGUCCUGUAUGCGUGGGGUGCCCGAAAAUUUGGGCAGCUCGGCGACCCCGGGCAAAAAAAGCGAGCUGUGCCCAUGCCAGUACGCAGCCACCCGCUCGUGCCAUUGGCCUGUUCGCUCGACGGCGUCACCGUCGUCGACUGCGCGGCCGGCAACGCCUUCUCGCUUGCGGUUGACGCCGACGGCGGUGUGCACGCGGCCGGUACCAAUCGCACCGGCGCGAUGGGCCUCGGCGGCCCGCCGUUCUUUGUUUCGGUUGCGCAGCGCUUCCAGCGCGUGCCCAUCGGCGACGAAGACACGCGGUGGGCGGCCGAGAUUUUUGACCGGUCCGAUCUUUCGUCAAACGAGGUCGACGCGCUCUGGGGCCGUGGAGGGCGCCACGAGAAGGUUGUUUCCGUGGCCUGCGGACACGCGCACGCCAUCUGUCGCACGGCCGAAGGCCGCGUGUACACGUGGGGCGGCGUUCACCGCUCAGCCCUUUUGGCCCUCGGUCAUGGUGCCGAUGACGAUAUAGAGGCGCGGCAGCGGGCGCGUCUCGUACCCAACGUCGGUAAUGCCGUGCACGUCGCCGCCGGUGGUUUGCUUGACGGCGCGGCGUCGUCGCUCAUCGUCCGGGCCGACGGGGCCGUCUUCGUGGCGAGCAACGAGCCAAGUAUCUACGGCCAAUGUUUGCAGGCGGCCGCAGUGACACCCGAUGAUGCCGUUGCCGCCGCCCAAUGUUUGGGCCGCUUCCUCGAGCUGCGGCCCGCCAUCCCGUAAGAUCAUGUGACUACAACAAACUCAGCUUAGGAAAGGAC